Messenger RNA from Exophiala mesophila, 1586 nucleotides. RefSeq lists its product as uncharacterized. Lineage: Eukaryota; Fungi; Ascomycota; Eurotiomycetes; Chaetothyriales; Herpotrichiellaceae. The transcript has a single exon. The coding region runs from base 360 to 1313 and encodes 317 amino acids. The record is from RefSeq and is a predicted model, not a curated record.
CUAACUUUCUGUCCACCUACAAUCCAAUUUACAACCAACACAGGUUUGCACCAGGAGUGACGCCCAUCUUUGUUCUGCACAUCAAAUUCUGUUCAAUCCAUCACUAAGUUCAAAUUUAGUACUGACCCAACAAAGCAGGAUCCCGUGUCUGCUGUUACUGAACCGCGCUCUUGUCUUCCGCAUGUCCAUCUCAUUGUCUUCACAAGAACAAUGACAUCCUGCAAACGCCUUACUCUCUUUUCAAUGCCCUCUCCGACCCUUACCCAUUGUGAUGUGACUUUGCGCAGAGAACCUAUUCACCGCAACGGUUCGAAUUGGUUUGUUUUCCUAUUCAUUUCCUCUCAUAUUGUGCCAGGAUCAUGCUUUCAACAAGAUCAGGAGGUGCAUCCAAACCAGCCGUGGACACUUCAGUCAACAAACUUGGCUACACUAGUUUUCAAUCUCAUGAGGGUAUUCGUUCACCCCGAUCUCCAACUUACAUGCCUGAUCCUUCUGCGUUAACCUUUCUACCACCGUUUGAUCCUGCCAGGAUCCUCAGUUCCUCCGAACAGCCAUUCUCCACUAAUCAGGUCACCACUAUGACCAACUCUCACCUCAAAGCCAAACUCCCACCACCACCAGAAGAGCCUCUCACUUGGGUGUGGAUCUGUCACCUAUGUCACAGCCGUUAUCCACUUGGAGUAACCCGCCGUUGUCUGGUAGAUGGCCACUACUACUGCAGCGGGGAAGCCGCUCAGCCCAAUCUGCGUAAGAGGAAAAAGAGACAAAGUUGCUCCAGCGAGUUUGACUAUGUGACCUGGCGGGCAUGGGGUGCGUGGAAACGAAAAGCUCGCAAAAUCCUCAAGAGCCCACGUUCCUUGAAAGGUUGUGAGAAAUGUGUAUUUCCCAGCCAAUGUCGUUAUCCUCCCGACCCCGAAGAAGAUGUCGACCAGAAUGAGAUACCUGAGAUCGAUGAAGAGACAGACCUUGGCCAAGUUCAAAGCGAUGGCGACUACAUCAUGUCUGAAUCUGACGUCAAUGAAGACAACGACACUGUGUCGAUUCCCGCGCCAGUCUCUACUGCCAACCAGAAUAUCAAUUUUGACCAGAUCCUCAGUAACAUUCUGGACGACAACGACGACACUUCAAUGACAUCAGACUCGUACAUUGAGGCUUCAUCGCCCAACAAAACAGGCAAGAAAGGGAAAAAGAGGGUGGUUUCGGAGCCUGAUGACCAAAAGACUCGAGAAUCUAACCGGCUCAAACAACUCAUCGGUCCUGAUCUGUGGAACAAUCUCGAGGACAUUGAUCUGGAGCCCCCCAGGAUGGAAUAGUCAUUGGGGCUUGUAACUAGAGAGGCAGCUUUGACAGCAACAGCAAUCCGAGCCGAGAGAUGAAUAGUCUUCACAUGUACAACUACUCGGACGGGUUGUUGAUACGGUCGGGUUCUGCCACUUAGGGCGAGAGAGAGAGUUUGCAAAUACAAACACAAUUCAAAACAUUGUUUCCCUAGGCAUACGACUUUUCAUUGUUCUUUUGACUUCAGCCAUGGCUCUUGUGACCGCUGUUCUCAGUCUACACAUGCAAACAGCCGUUAAUGCAUUGAG